Molecule: messenger RNA, 666 nt
Organism: Rhododendron vialii
Lineage: Eukaryota; Viridiplantae; Streptophyta; Magnoliopsida; Ericales; Ericaceae
Product: NAC domain-containing protein 96-like
Exons: 3
Coding region: 75-629 (184 amino acids)
Biological process (GO): regulation of DNA-templated transcription
Molecular function (GO): DNA binding
Source: RefSeq, a predicted model, not a curated record
CUUAAGCUUUCUUGUUUACUAGUCAGUGAAUCUAACUUAUUGUACUCGCUGUUUGCAUUGACAGAGAUAUAUACAUGGGAAAUCCUAAUGUCCCAAUCGGGUAUAGAUUUUCGCCUUCGGUCGAAGAAUCUCUGAAGGUGUAUUUGAAGAGGAAGAUUUUGAAUCAGGAGCUGCCUGUGGAUGUUAUUCCUAACGUCGACGUUUAUUCCUGUGGCAACCCACGGCAAAUUCCUUUCGGUGAGUUUAAACACGGGCCGGAUAAUGAAUGGCAAUUUUUCACGAACAAACGGAACGAGAAUCCCAUACAAACAACUUCUGGGCGAUGGGAAGAAAUUGGAGAUGAGGAAAUACAAGACGGCGACGAUGGAAGCAUUGGCUUCAUGAGAGAACUCGUUUUCAAGUAUUCGCACCCGGAAGGUAAAGAGAAGGAGAAGGAGUGGUACAUACAUGAGUAUAGAGUCACCCCUGCAAAUUUUACAGCUGAUGAACUUGUUGGUGACAAUGUACAAGAGAAGAUAUCAAAUUUGGUACUCUGUAAGGUUUUUUGCGAAGAAGAAAUUCCUCCCAGCAAGCCACCAACAAAUAGCAGCUCAGAUGAAGAAGACAUAGUUGAUGGGGCAAAUCCAUGAUCCUCGCUAACACAACCUAGAUAAUGUCGAGAUGUGC